GUCCCUAUCCGCAUCAGGUGACCAUCCCGCAGGCCCGCGGGGACAGGAUCGAGGAUGCUCUCGCUGCGACCGCCUUCUAUGCCCUCGCCCGCGCCGUGGCGGAGACGGGGCACCCUCCAUGGAGCCGCCGGGACCCUGCAGCGUGUCAGCGCGGCGUCGCCUGCGGUCACCGUAGAGGUCGUUGCCCCGCCGGCGAGACUGUCCUUUCCGAUACUGGUGAAUGGCUGCACUGGUAAAAUGGGGUUAUCUGUGGCUGAGGCAGCCACUUCAAGUGGUCUUCACCUAGUUCCUGUUUCAUUCAGUAGUAGAGAUAUGCUUGAUAGAACAGUACAGGUUGGUCAUACGCAUGUUAAGAUAUAUGGUCCUUCUGCAAGAGAAGAUGUUCUGUCAUCUGUUAUUGAUGAAUUCCCAGAUGUUGUUGUCGUGGACUAUACAGCACCUGACUCUGUGAAUGCUAACGCUGAGCUCUAUUGCAAGCUUGGUUUGCCAUUUGUUAUGGGCACAACCGGUGGAGAUAGACAGUUGCUCUAUAAAUCAGUUCAAGAUUCAAACAACUAUGCACUAAUAUCUCCACAGAUGGGAAAACAGGUCGUUGCAUUUCUUGCUGCAAUGGAAAUUAUGGCUGAGCAGUUUCCUGGGGCCUUUUCAGGCUAUCGUUUGGAGGUUUUGGAAUCCCAUCAAGCUGGCAAGCUAGACAUAUCUGGUACAGCUAAAGCUGUAAUUGAGUGUUUUGAGAAGUUAGGUGUGUCAUAUGACAUGAACCGGAUGGUUAAGAUUAGGGAUCCUGAGCAACAGCUUGAGAUGGUGGGUGUCCCUGAAGAACAUAUUGAAGGGCAUGCAUUCCAUUUGUACCAUCUCACUUCUCCCGAUGACAGUGUUUCAUUUGAAUUCCAGCACAAUGUCUGUGGCCGUUCGAUAUAUGCUGAAGGAACUGUUGAUGCUGCAAUGUUUCUGCAUAGGAAGGUACGCUCCAAUGAUCCGAAGAGAAUUUAUGAUAUGAUUGAUGUCUUGAGAGAAGGCAGCAUGAGGUGAAGUUUAUGAAGUCUGCAUGAAAUUUUCAGCAACAUUUGUAGUCUGGGACGACUAUAACAUAUGGAUAGUUUGAUCAUCUGAUAAAAUUAGUAAGAAGCUACCUUAUAGUGGAGAAGAUACGUCUCAGCCAAACUUUCCCAGUGAACACAGCGAGGCAACCCGUUGCAGUGUAGGUUCGUCUAGAUUACUGCUUUCCUGUGAGCUAAAAAUGUGUAUUAGGCCACACCAUCUCCAUGGUAGGUUGAUGAUCGCUUAUCACAAUUUUGGUUAUUUUCGAAAGUAUAUAUUUCUUUAAAAAGAUGAGUUGAAUUUGGGUGUUAGAUGUGCUUGGAUGUAACUAUUCUUCCUCUCUGAAUGUUGAUCCGACUAACGAAAACUUGUUUUUCCCUGGCACACACAUCUUUGUGUGUGUAUCAGUGUAUUUGGUUGCAACAAGUGCUCACAGCUAGUCAG
Molecule: messenger RNA, 1485 nt
Organism: Oryza brachyantha (malo sina)
Lineage: Eukaryota; Viridiplantae; Streptophyta; Magnoliopsida; Poales; Poaceae
Product: probable 4-hydroxy-tetrahydrodipicolinate reductase 2, chloroplastic
Exons: 8
Coding region: 55-1032 (325 amino acids)
Cellular component (GO): chloroplast stroma
Molecular function (GO): NADPH binding; 4-hydroxy-tetrahydrodipicolinate reductase activity
Source: RefSeq, a predicted model, not a curated record